CGUGCUGCCUCCUGCGGUGCAAGGUCGGCGCGUCUUAGGACGCCCGAUGACGCAAGCACGCUUAGUUCCACCGGCCUCCCCAGGGCACCUUUCUUCAAGAGUGGGAUGCGUCUCGUGUCCAUGCGGAGACCUUUAGCGCGCUCCCGCCUUCAGCCUAUUGAGCGUCUUCCAUAACAGCGGGGAAGCAGCAAUGGGGGUGGGGCCACGUCUCUGACGCAAGGGGGCGGCUUGUCCAGGUGUCGUCAGCGAGAGCGGUGUCGUCAUCGCUAUUCCUUUGCCGGGGAGGAAGCGCUGCCUUUUUUCUCAGCGGGCGAAGAAGCCGGUUCCUUCCGCUCAGCCGCCAUCGCCGCAUUCCGAAGCCCCGCAGGAUGAAGAUCUGGAGUUCGGAACACGUGUUCGGACAUCCAUGGGACACUGUGAUAAAAGCUGCUAUGCGAAAGUACCCCAAUCCCAUGAACCCAUCUGUAGUAGGAGUUGAUGUUCUGGACCGAAGCCUUGAUAGUCAAGGACGGUUGCACAGCCACCGACUUCUGAGCACUGAAUGGGGCCUGCCAAGUAUUGUUAAAGCUAUUCUGGGAACAAGUAGAACUGUUACAUAUAUUAAAGAACAUUCUGUGGUAGAUCCAAUGGAAAAGAAAAUGGUGCUGUGCUCCACGAAUAUUACACUUACAAAUCUUGUAUCAGUUGAUGAACGAUUAGUCUAUACACCUCACCCUGAAAAUCCUGAAAAAACUGUGCUAACCCAAGAAGCAAUUAUUACAGUGAAAGGUGUUAGCCUCAGCAGUUACUUAGAAAGUUUAAUGGCAAAUUCAAUAUCCUCCAAUGCAAGAAAGGGUCGAGAAGCCUUGGAAUGGGUGAUUGGCAAACUGAACACAGAGUUUGAAGAACUGACUUCAUCCACACGAGGGAAUGUGAAGGCAGCAAUGGCAGCAGCUUCAAUGGAGAAUUGAUGGACUGUAACAGAGAACUUUAUUUUUCCAUUAGUUUUUUUUUUUGCCAAGAUGGAUACUCCAUAGUUUUUUAUAUAUUUGUUUAUAUUAUGAGAAUUUUACAGAAUAGAAGCUACAUUUUCCCCUAAAAUGAUUGGUCUCCUUAGGCAUCUAUGUGUUCACAGUGCAGAUGAAUGCAACAGUUUUUUAGUUAAAAAUUUCCAUGACUUGUAGCUACAAUAGCCUGGCGUCUCCAAAUUACAGUGACCUCAAGUCCCACUAAAGUGAAUAGAUGCUGCUUAUAAAAUAUAUUAUUACCAAACUGUGCCUUGAUCAGAUAGCUAGAGAACAGAGUUUCCAAUGUAUAUCACAUUUUAUUGUGCUUGAUACUUAAUAUUUAUUUAUUUUUUUAAAGUGCAGCUGCAAUUGUUCUGUAAAGAACACCUAGGUACAAAAGCACUGGAAAUUUUGUCAGUCUCCAAAGAUAAGUUCAGAGAAGGAGCAAGGACCGCACAGAGAUGGUUGACAGGGAAAGCUUACUCUGAGACACUUUACCCAGUUUUUCUGGGUAAAGGCCUCUUUGCUUUUUGAGGCUCAUGAGCAAGCCAUGCUGAAAUGAAGGUUAAUGAAGCAGCAUGGUUGUCUGGGUGGGUUGUGUCCUCAGUUGAAGGCCGCUGGUCUCUCUGCAUGAAGCUUGGUCUUCUGGGCACUAACUUUUCUUGGACUGUUGAUCUGUAGUGUCUGAACUAAAUAUGCAAUACUUGACCUCUAGUAUUUAUAAUCAAACCACUGAUAAGGCAAAGUUCCAACUCUUACGCUGGAGUAAAACAUCUUGAAACUUUUAAAAAAAUCCAUAGAUGUGUUCAUCAGAGUAUAUUCACUCUGGUUGCCUAUGUGAAAGCACUGAUAACUUCAGUGGGAAGGGCUGGAUGUGUUUCUUUCUAUUUACAGUUUCUUCCAUCCAGCAUUUGGAGUCCGAGUUGCUUAGCUCCUUUCUUAAUUUACACAACAGGUUAUGAAAUGGUGACAGACCUAUUCCAUGUCAAGUCCACUUCAUUCCCUGUUUCUGGCUUUCAGGUUCUCUGAAGGAGCCUGCUUUGUGGUUGAAGGGAGUAUGACAUGAAGAACAGCUCAGCUGGGCCUUUGUGAACCCAGUACUUUUGACUAAGCCCAUUCCAACUUCAUGGAUCUUUCUUCUAAGUAAUGCAUUUCAGUAAGGUCAAAUGGAAUACAUGUCAAACUCAGUUGUGGUGACUAUAGGCAUACAUAGUUUAUGCAGAAUACUACUUAAAAGGAAAAAUAAAAAAGAAAGUAAAACUUUA
Messenger RNA from Heteronotia binoei (common prickly gecko), 2251 nucleotides. It is a transcript of the gene PRELID3A, whose product is annotated as PRELI domain containing 3A. Gene Ontology annotation, cellular component: mitochondrial intermembrane space. Lineage: Eukaryota; Metazoa; Chordata; Lepidosauria; Squamata; Gekkonidae. Gene Ontology annotation, molecular function: phosphatidic acid transfer activity. The coding region runs from base 369 to 950 and encodes 193 amino acids. The transcript has 6 exons. Gene Ontology annotation, biological process: phospholipid transport. The record is from RefSeq and is a predicted model, not a curated record.